UUUACUAAAAAGUGCAAACACGUUUUUGUUCUGUGUUCUUUGAUAAUCUUUCUAUAAAAUUAAAUAUUUUGUGUGUGUGAUUAUAAAUUGAUGAAGAUAAUGUCAUUUAAGUGGCAAGAUACUCAUAUGGAAUCGUUUCUUGAAACAUACAAGAAAUACGAGUGUUUGUGGAAUAAUAAAUGCAAUGAUUAUAGUAAAUCAAAUGCACGUGAAAAAGCCUAUUCUUUAAUGUUAAACGAUUUAAAGAUUCCCGGAUUAACUGUACCCGAUAUAAAAGCUAAAAUAAAAACUAUUCGAACACGUUAUGUUGCAGAACUUGCUAAGAUAAGAAACUCGGAGUUGGAAAGAAAUGAAGCUGCUGGUGAAGAGGUUUAUGAACCACGAUUAUUUUGGUUUAAAAUUGCCGAUGCAUUUUUGCGGAAAGUUUGCACUUCGAAACCAAAAUAUUUAGUUAUGAAGGAUCAAGGAGGAACAGAUAAAGAAAUUUCUUUUGAAAAAGUAACAGCCGAUAGUCAACACUACGAGGACAAUGAUUCAACAUCUCAAGAAAAUACAAGAUAUUCUCCAUCAGUGGCAAUAAGUCCUCCAUACACUUAUUCUGAAAUAAAAUGCGACAAAAACGUGUGGAAGCGUUCACUCCCAAAAGAGAAUUCUUAUUCAUUUCCAAAUGAUAAUAAUUAUUCUGCAGUAAAUAAUACAGUUAAAAGACCGAAGAAAUGCUACGACUCAUCAAAUAACGAGUAUCCAAAUGAGUUUGAUAUUUUUUGUCAAAGUCUUGCAAUUCAAUUGAAAAAAAUGCCCCUACAAAGGGCUCUUAUUUGUCAACAAAAACUACAAAGCGUCAUGACUCAAGAACGUCUAUUUCAACUACAGCCAAAUCCUUCAUCGCAUGAUCAUCGACAAACCCAGCGAAGAAGUAAUCGAAAUACGGGACAGUGUUUUACGUGGGUGCCACCAUCAAAUUCCCGUUUCGAUUCAGAAGGAGAAACAGAAUCACUGAAUAACCAGGUUGUUGAUGAAGAUGACGAAAGUGAAUUUGUUUCCGAAAUAAAAUGGGAAACAUAAAUUAAAAAAAUUUAACAAAAGUCAUAAGACAUUUAAAACUUGAAUAAUUUUUAGUUAAGGUUUUUUAGUUAAUAAAUCAUACAUUGUUAAAAAAAAGAAGUGGGAAAAAAUAAAUAAAAAAUUG
This is a messenger RNA of Episyrphus balteatus (marmalade hoverfly), 1189 nucleotides long. RefSeq lists its product as uncharacterized. The coding region runs from base 91 to 1065 and encodes 324 amino acids. The transcript is spliced from 2 exons. The record is from RefSeq and is a predicted model, not a curated record. Lineage: Eukaryota; Metazoa; Arthropoda; Insecta; Diptera; Syrphidae.